GUUGAUUUUCCUCAAGUUGAAAAACUAUAUCUGAGAAGUGAGAAAUGUUCACCCAUACAUUAAGGAUCGCCUUUUGGACCCCAAAUAUGCUUGUGCAUUCUUAUCUAAUGAAAUCUAACAAUCUUUCUGCAACCAGAAUCAAUGUGUAUUUUGUAUCACUAACUGCUAGUCUUGCUUAGUGAUGAUUAUAUACAAUGACUGAAUAUAAAGUUUGUCAUGCCAGCUGGAGAGUAAUGGAAUGCCAGCUGGAGAGAGUGGUGGAAUAUGGCAUGGAUCACAUGUAUUGCAGCAUACUAAAGCUUAACCUGGAUAUUUUAUGGUUGACAAAAUGAAAAUACAAGAGACGAGACGAAGAAGAAAAAGAAGUUGUUGGGCCUCAGCCCGGAAGAGUGAGGAAGACUAACCUAGCCCAGUAAGCAAGCACAGGCAGGUGACGUGGUAUAAUUAUAGCGGAGAAGCUAUGGCUAAAAGGGUUUGAAAUUCAGAGCAGAGAAAAGGGGGAGGGUUUGUACUAUUAGACUAUCAAAUAACGGUUGCAUUCACAAGGGAGUAAUUGAGUGCGUAUAUAAGAACAGGAGGGCAGAGAUGAGUCAUUACAUCAAAUAUUACUCUGAAGAGUUGAUAACCUUGACGGAUUGUACUUGUCCUAGUUUUUCUCCAUCUACAGCAAGCAUAACAUUUGGAAGAAAUUCCCUAAUUGUUGCUCAUAUAGAAGUCAACAAGUUUUGAGGGUAAUCAUUAUCCAUUUACUGAGAAGGCGGAAAGAAUAAUAAUUACCCUCAAAACUUGUUAGAAUUCUAUAUGGGCAACAAUUAUGAAAUUUCUUUGAGAUGUUAUGCUUGCUGCAGCAGAUGGAGAACAACUGGGACAAGCAGAUGUUGUUCUGGAGAUACAAAAGUGCGCCACAAAUAUUUAUUUAUAUGAAGAAAUUUCCAUAACCGCAACGUCUAAAAGGACACCCGAAGGUGUCGAGCAUAUAAUUUCUUUGGAUGAAAUCGCCUAUUAAUUGUAAUGAACCUCGGUCUCUCACAUCCCAGCAGCUGAGGAGAUCUUAAGUAAUAGUUGGAGAUGAGGGGUAUACCGUCCCUUCUUAGAAAGUGGAUGAAUUGGAACAACAUAUGCCCAGCAAGUCAAUUGAACCUCGGUCCGUCACUUCCCAACCAACAAAAUCUGUAAAAAUCUUAGAAGAUGAGAGAAAUACUGUCAUAAGCGAACUUCGGGGCAGGGACGGAGCCAUGAAGACUCAUCAUUCUGCUUUGGGAGGAACUUCUGAAGAGAUUGUUAAAGAGCAUGCUGUGGCGGUUGAAAGGGAUGAACCCAUAGAAGAAUCAGCUGCUGAUGACUUUGAGUAUGCUGCGAGGUAUGAAGACGUGGGACAUGCUAUGAUUACUGCAUCUCAGCCUUCCAGUUUGCAAACCAUGAAAUCGUUGCCUCAACAAGUCAAUAUGAAAAAGAUGGUGUUAGAAAAUGAAGGAGAUGCAUCCACUCAACUUCCCUGCAAUUUGCAACGGUGUGAGGAUGGCACUGAACAAGAGGAACAAGUUUUGGAGAUGCAAAAGAGUACCCCAAUCAUUAACUCACAUAAAGUGGAUAAAUUGCAAGAAGCGCCACCUACCAUUAGCAAAGAGAGUCUUAGCCAGCAUUUUGGGAAAUCACUAGAUGAAGCAAGAGAGAUAUUUGGUGUUAGUCGAUCUGAAUUUAAAAGGAGGUGCAGAGAUGUUGGUAUUAAAAGGUGGCAAUAUGGCAAGAGAAAGAUGGGUAGCAACAGUUCUUCAAAGCACAAGCAAAGACUAAACAAUGGGUAUUCUACAAACAUGCCUCAUGUGCAAGAUCAACCUGUUAUUUCCCAUACAACCCGGGUCUUGAAUACGAUGGAUGUAAAGGUGAUGUAUAACGACCUCAUUAUAAGGUUUGAACUGCCUGAACUAUCAGGAAUAUCAGAGUUAGAAGACAAUGUGAUUAAGAGGCUGCACUUGGAUAAACAGAGUUUCAGUAUCAAGUACGAAGAUGAUGGCGGUCAUUGGGUUCUAAUUACUUGUGACGAGGAUGUGCAGUACUGUAUGAAAAUGUCAAGAUUAUGGAAGAAAACAACUAUUAAUAUGUUGGUUAGCCAGACUGCUAAUCAUUAAGCUCCUUCAAAGCAGAUGACACCCAUUUUUUUCCCCUCCGAGAGAUAUUUAUAUGAUCUGCUUGCUGCCUUUUCUACAACAGUAUGACAUCUCUCAUAUUACAGACCAUAGCAAUAGCCAAUAGAUGCCCCAGACUUGUAGCAUAACUCCAAGUCCAAUGUUUGCUGUAAUUUUUGAGAUUUUUUAUUUUUUGAGCACAUAGUCGAUUUAUAAUUUUGGUGUUAUAAUUAUUUUUUUGCACAGUGA
Daucus carota subsp. sativus is the source of this 2375-nucleotide messenger RNA. RefSeq lists its product as uncharacterized. Gene Ontology annotation, molecular function: protein binding; DNA-binding transcription factor activity. The transcript is spliced from 7 exons. The record is from RefSeq and is a predicted model, not a curated record. Bases 1119 to 2129 code for a protein of 336 amino acids. Lineage: Eukaryota; Viridiplantae; Streptophyta; Magnoliopsida; Apiales; Apiaceae.